AUGGCGGAUGUUAGCCAAGAAGCACUAGACCAGCUUUUAGAAAUGGGGUUCGAAAGAAGCAAAGCACAAGAAGCCUUAUCGAAAUGUGUUGAUGUGGCCCGUGCCGUAGAAUACUGUUUUAAUCCUAACAGUGGUGAUGAAAUGAUGGCUACCCUUACGACCCUAACAGAUAAUCAAACUCCACAAACUCCAAAUGAAUGGAAUGAGUCUACCACUCCUCGCAAUGAUUCAGAUUCAAAUUUGAAUCAUGCAAUUAAUGCAUCAAUGGUAGAUGAGAAAAAUCUCCAAAGAGCAUUAUCGGAAAGUCUUCGAGAUAAAUCUACAGGUGGAGGUUAUGACAGUCAAGCUCUUGUUCUAUACAAUAAUGGUAAUAAGAAUGACAAUGAUCAAAGAACUGAUGAAGUUUUUAAUAAUUGGUCGGAUCCAGUACAACCAAUGAAACGUAUGAAGUUGGACACAACUCCGCUUGGGUUAAGAGCAAUUUCACAAUAUGGUUAUGCCGGUUCAUUUUUCCAAGCAUUAUUUCAUAUACCAAUAUUUCGAUUGGCUAUAUUAGCAUAUCGGCCAUCUCGAGAAAAUUGGGGCGCAGUAGAAGGUUAUUGGAAGGGAACUGCGAUGGGAUUACAAGUUGAGGAUAAUCAAAUGAGUUUUCAAUCAUCAGACUUCAUAUCUCAAUUAUGUACCCUUAAGUUUAUGCAUGAAUUUCAAAAACUUUUCGGGUUUUUGUCUUUGAGUAAAAGAACAUAUGGAGACGCUAGUUACUUGAUGUCCGCUUUGGAUUAUCAGGAUAAUAAGAUUUGGAAUGAUUGGGAAGCUUCUGUUCAAGAAUUUCUUAAUAAACUACUUAGUGUAAUUAUGCGUUCAUUAGCGUUGCGUGAUCUUAUUAAACUUGAAUCCGAGAUUCCAGAUUCUAUAGCAGAUGUUGGGUUUGAUAUAUUGUUAAAGUCACGUACCAGGAACGAAACCAUUAGGAAAUAUGAAGACUAUAAUUAUCAACCUGAAAGAAAGGAUGAUGAAGUUUUGAAAAUUACUCCGAGUUGUAAUACAAUUUAUGCUGCGUUUGAUCGAAAAGUACGAUCUAAAGCAGAGACGAUGCAUAAAUUGUUUUUCAUAGAUAUUGCAAAGAUUUUGAUUUUAAACUUGAAACAAGACGGAUAUACUGAUAAUAGUUUCACAUCUUCUUUUGGAAGUACGGGAUUUCAGAUUCCUAGGGAAUUAUAUAUGGAUCGAUAUAUGCUGAGUAAAGCAGAUGAUGUUGAGAGACGAUGGCAACACUUGGAGGACCUUAAGGUAGAACUAGAAGACAUAAAUCAGGAUAUUAAAAAAAUAACAGAAUUUCAGGGAAGACAUGAUGGUUCAGAUUUACUCAAAGGUUCGAUUGAUUAUUUUCGUCGCAAAUGCGGUAAAGCAAGUGAUAAUGGCGUUGAGGACGAAAAUGCGCAAAAAGUAUGUUCCUUCUUAGAGGGGGUUUUAGAAAAUGUUGAACAGAAGCUUAGAGUCCUCUUGGAGAAAAAAGAUGAAAUAGAUGGAAAAAUUAAGGACAUUUUUGAUACACCAGAUAUGAAAACAGUCGUUUAUCGGCUCAAGGCUGUUUUAGUGCGUGAUAGUCAAUUUGGACAAGGACAACAUUAUGCCUAUAUUAGAGGCAAUAAAACUGAAACCAAUUACUCUAGUAACGAUGAAAAUGGUAGUUGGUGGAAAUUCUGUGAUACGACUGUUUCAGAGACAUUUGAAGAACAAGUGCUCAAUGAUAUGUCAGGACCUUACGUGAACUCUGGCGUGUAUACUCUUAUCUACGUUGAUGCUGAUUACGAUUAUAACAUUUCGGAAAUUAAUGAUGUUAUCAUUCCUUCACUUAAGGAUUAUGUGGAAAAGGAUAAUCACGCACUUGAAGAUGAAUUAUUUAGUAAUAAUGAUCCUGUGAACAAUCAAGAUGAAUAUAUGAUUACUACGGAAGAAACUGAAUAUCAGAAUACUCAAGGAGAAUGGAAUUCUGAUUCUACAUAUAGUGGCGGUAAUGAAGAAUUAAAUGAACAAAAAACUUUGCAAAAAAUUGAUAGCCAAAUCGAAAUUACUAUACGUCAGGCGGAAAAUAUGGUAUCAAUUCAUCCAAAAAUCAACAAAAGAUUCGAAAUAUUUUGUAUUAAGCUUGAACAAAUUGAUUUGUUUAAAAACUUAAUGCAUAAAUAUUACGAUACUAACCAUAUAGAUUUGGAGUGGGAUGAACCUUCUCCACUGGAUACUAGAUAUCGAGAUGAAUCACCUUAUAAAGAAUAUGUAGAACUUUUUAACAAAUAUAAACAGAUAACUGUGUAUUUUGUUGAAGGGUUAGAACGUAUUAAGAGUGAUGAAUACAAUCAUGCGCUUGUUUACUUUAAGCAUGCAAUAAACCUGGAAAAUGACUGGCUCAACCAGCUUGUUGUAGAGGACGAAAAAGGAAAUCUGGUAACUCUACAUGGAGAAAAAUUACGACGUUCAAAUGAAAUUGAUGCUUAUGCUAGAGCAUUGCUUAAUAAUUUCGAUUCUAAAUAUCUUGAUGCUAAAUAUGUUAAGCGUGGACUUGAAGAUGCAUUACGCGCUUUAUCUUUACUUGUGGGAUAUAUUGGAGCAUCAAAUUGUGCAGAGGAUGAAUUAUUUAAAAAGCUUAAAAAUGAUGUGUUUCAGUGUUUAAGUGAACAAUAUGAAGAUGAGGAAGAACAGGAAUUAUUGCGCGAAAUAAAUGAAAAAUAUACGCAACCUGAUGAAUCGUUGAAGUUGAAACCUCUUGAGAAUAGCAGUUUACCUUACGAUGAAUAUACUUUGUAUGAUCGGUAUAAUAUACUUUUGAAAGAUUGUAGUACAAAUUUAAAGAAAUAUAAUGUACCAUAUAUUCAAUAA
Molecule: messenger RNA, 2877 nt
Organism: Funneliformis mosseae
Lineage: Eukaryota; Fungi; Glomeromycota; Glomeromycetes; Glomerales; Glomeraceae
Source: the annotation of a GenBank genome assembly